Molecule: messenger RNA, 6494 nt
Organism: Tympanuchus pallidicinctus (lesser prairie-chicken)
Lineage: Eukaryota; Metazoa; Chordata; Aves; Galliformes; Phasianidae
Gene: CD44
Product: CD44 molecule (Indian blood group)
Exons: 22
Coding region: 176-3448 (1090 amino acids)
Biological process (GO): positive regulation of ERK1 and ERK2 cascade; cell adhesion; inflammatory response
Cellular component (GO): macrophage migration inhibitory factor receptor complex; basolateral plasma membrane; plasma membrane
Molecular function (GO): cytokine receptor activity; hyaluronic acid binding
Source: RefSeq, a predicted model, not a curated record
UUUUGAUGGAGCUCCCCCUCCCAGUUAUGUCAUUACUUCAGUUCCUUUGAAUCAGAAUAAAAAGUGCAGCAAACUUCAGACUCAUUGACUGCAGGCUUAACAGGCGCUGGGGCUUUUCUUCCUUCUGCAGCUUGCGAGGAUCUCUGUUUUUUUGCAAAGCAGUUCUGAGGAAACAAUGGCCAACUUCUACUUAUGGGCAACUUUUGGAUUAUGCUUGCUGAAGCUUUGUCUAACAGAGACACAAUUCAAUGUAAGUUGCAGAUAUGGAGGAGUGUUUCAUGUGGAGAAAAAUGGUCGCUACAGUCUCACACGAACUGAAGCAAUUGAGCUCUGUAGAGCUCUCAACAGUACCUUGGCAACACUGGAGCAAUUUGAAAGAGCUCAUGAACUUGGAUUUGAAACGUGCAGGUAUGGUUUUAUAGUGGGGCAUAUUGUUAUCCCACGAAUCAAUCCAUAUCAUCUUUGUGCAGCGAAUCAUACAGGCAUUUACAAACUUUCAGCAAAUACAACUGGCCGGUAUGAUGCAUAUUGUUACAAUGCAACAGAAUCAAGGAGCAAAGCAUGCGAGCCAGUUGAAAGAAUAGAUACCUCUUUCCUCAGCAACCAGAGUGAAAUAGUUAUUGACAAUGAGGAUGGCUCACGUUAUAAUGCAGAUGGCACACGUCAUAGUGGAGACUCCUCAACCUCAGGUGUGGAUGAUGAAAAUUUAGGUAGUGGAUCAAUGCAUGACACAACUCCAGGGGAUACUUCUGUCAGGAGGUCAACUCCCUCAUAUUAUGGAAGUGUUACUCCUAUCUCACAUUUGCCAGAUCAUUCUUCUGGAGGAGGUGAAAAAGACCUGCAUGUGAAAGAAUACGGUUAUGAAAGUUCCCCUACAUCAACUGUUAUCUUGGCAACAGCUGCUGAUUUCCCCAUAGAAGAUGUGCAGCAUCCUGCCAGUACUACUCCAGAGCCUCAUCGUGACAACCUGGAGAAAACCACCACCCAGUCAUGGUGGAAUCCAUUUUCAGACCAGUGGUGGUGGUCAUACCCCAGAGAGAAGACCCAAGAACCCACACAGCCAACAAGGGCAGAUGUGACCUCGAGCGGCAAUGGUUCAGAUGACGAAGACUCUUCAGAGGAGAUGAUAUACUCAACGGUGUUUCCAGGAUGGGAAAUAAGUGUAGCCAAGAAUGAGUAUGCUCCAAGUACUACUCCAGAGCCUCAUCAUGACAACCUGGAGAAAACCACCACCCAAGCUCAGUGGAAUCCGUUUUUAUACCAGUGGUGGUUGUCGAAUCCCAGAGAGAAGACCCAAGAACCCACACAGUCAACCAGGGAUGUGACCUCGAGCGGCAAUGGUUCAGAUGACGAAGACUCUUCAGAGGAGAUGAUAUACUCAACGGUGUUUCCAGGAUGGGAAAUAAGUGUAGCCAAGAAUGAGUAUGCUCCAAGUACUACUCCAGAGCCUCAUCAUGACAACCUGGAGAAAACCACCACCCAAGCUCAGUGGAAUCCGUUUUUAUACCAGUGGUGGUUGUCGAAUCCCAGAGAGAAGACCCAAGAACCCACACAGUCAACCAGGGCUGUGGACUCACAACAUGAAACGCUUCUGGAUGUCUCCACACAAGAUUAUUGGAAACCCUCCUACACAGAUGAAGAGGAGAGAUAUCCUAGCUCUGCUGGCAGGGCACUUGUUACAAGUGAAACUGAAAAACGUCAAGGACCAACCCAACAUCCACUAUUACACAGUGUUCACAAUGGAUGGAUCAGUCAAGGACAAAAUCCUGCAAACACCACUGGGGCUACUGAACAACAAGAAUUUACUCCUCCAGGUGAAAAUGAUACUGAAAAGGAAACUUCUUUUACAGCUAUGGUCUCCAAUCAUGGGGCCAAACAGAAUGACUCAGCGCAAGACCCAUUGGUGUAUCCAGAUUGGGGCAAGGAAGAUUAUUCCACACAAUCCACUAUAAUGGAUAGAGUUAUUCCUUCCAGAGAGAGUAAUCAUGAAAAAGAGUCUUCUAAUACAGCUCUUGCCACACCUGAUGAUGGUGCUCCUCAUGAAGACCCUACUCAGCCAACUCUGCCUUCAGAAAACGAAGCAGCACGGAGCACUGAAAGCAUCACACAUUCCACUGAUGCCCCUGGGGGUCCAGUUCUCCUUGGGCUGGAUCCCGCCAGUACAGAUGAAGCUGGUGAGGAAUCUCUGCUCACAAGUACCAUCACAGUGUCCACAGAUGUUUUCCACCCAGAAGAAGCAACCAGCAGGCCCCUGGCACCCAGCACUCAGCCUGGAAGUGAAAGUGGACAAGCAAAUGCCACAGAUGGCUCUCAUGUCAGUUUGAUACCUGGAGUUUUUCCAGACAUUGAUGAUCAUCUUAACCCAUUACCGACUCAUCUUUCCACUACUCUUGCCACAUCUGAUGAUGGUGCUCCUCAUGAAGACCCUACUCAGCCAACUCUGCCUUCAGAAAACGAAGCAGCACGGAGCACUGAAAGCAUCACACAUUCCACUGAUGCCCCUGGGGGUCCAGUUCUCCUUGGGCUGGAUCCUGCCAGUACUGACAAAGCUGGUGAGGAAUCUCUGCUCACAAGUACCAUCACAGACUCCAAUGAUGUUCUGAAACCAGAAGAUGUAACCCAAGAAGUGUGGACACCUCGAGUCAUUGACACAGCUCUUGCCACACCUGAUGAUGGUGCUUUUCACGAAGACCCUACUCAGCCAACUCUGCCUUCAGAAAACGAAGCAGCACGGAGCACUGAAAGCAUCACACAUUCCACUGAUGCCCCUGGGGGUCCAGUUCUCCUUGGGCUGGAUCCCGCCAGUACAGAUGAAGCUGGUGAGGAAUCUCUGCUCACAAGUACCAUCACAGUGUCCACAGAUGUUUUCCACCCAGAAGAAGCAACCAGCAGGCCCCUGGCACCCAGCACUCAGCCUGGAAGUGAAAGUGGACAAACAAAUGCCACAGAUGGCUCUCAUGUCAGUUUGAUACCUGGAGUUUUUCCAGACAUUGAUGAUCAUCUAUACCAAUUACCGACCCCUCGUUCUCCUAAGUCUACAUCCAAUAUAGACAGUGAUCAGGGACCAUACAAGGGAGACAGUGAAUCUACUCCUUUCCCUGGAGAGUCCACAACAACAACUGUAAGAUCACAACCGAGCUCAGCCCAGGUACCAGAAUGGCUGAUCAUCGUUGCUGCUCUCCUGGCACUGGCGUUGAUCCUCGCAGUGUGCAUCGCCGUUAACAGCCGGAGGAGAUGUGGGCAGAAGAAAAAGCUAGUCAUUAAUAAUGGCAAAGGUGCCGUGGAGGACAGGAAGACAAGGGAGUUAAAUGGAGACGCCAGCAAAUCUCAAGAAAUGGUGCACCUGGUUCACAAAGAACAGUCAAAUGACCAAACAGGAGCAUGUGACGAAUUCCUUACCAUUGAUGAAACACAAAAUCAUGAAGUUGACAUGAAGAGCGGAGUGUAGCGGUACAAAGUCACCAAAUAGAUCAGUGCUGGGGAAAAGUCAAAAUCACACGGACCUUGGGCAGGAAUUCUCAGAUGCACUGUGCUACUGAUGUCUUUUGAACACAAUUAAGCUUAUUUUUUUUUCUUUAUUUUUAAUUAUUUUAACAUGAUGUCUGAGUUACAAAAUUGACAUUUGCUUUCUGAAAUGAGCCCCAGGUGUUGCAGUCAGUUCCCAAUUCCUACACAGAGGGUACUUACUGUGUCCUGGGCACGUGGCAUGUCAUUGUUCCCCAGAUGCAGUGCCUUCGCUGUGCGGAGUUACAGAAGCAUCCAGUUGCUCCAUCUUACAGGCAUUUAAGGUACUAAACUUAUCGUGGUACAACAGUAAGUGAGUAACAGAUGUCAAGAGCCAAAAUAAAAAGGGCUUAAAACAGAAGUGCCUCCUAUGCAAUGCCUAACCCAGCAGAAUUCACCAGCAAUGCCUUCCAGCCAGGAAGAGUGGUAGGUGCACUCAAAGUCUGCCAGUAAAAGCAAAAAGUGACAUUUUGUAAUGAUUGAUGACUUGGUCUGUAACAAGAGAAACCCAGAAGGACAAAGUUUAUUUAUCUCUAUUUUAAAAUGUCUGUGGACAUACAGCAAGUUUUUUUUGGGAGGGGGAACAAAGGGAGGAAAACAUGAGCUGAUACAUAAUAAACUUCUUUGUUAUCUUAACAAUCUGUACAUAUAUCCUUGAUUUUCUGAGGUGUCUGUUGCUUUUCCCCCUCCCUCCUUCACAGAUUACAGUUCAUGUAUGUUUUUUAAGGAGUCAGUUAGUAAGCUAAUAAAGCAGUAUGACCCCAGCUCUAUUGUGCAAGCACAAAUCAAGCAAAUGGAAGUCAUCAGAAAUGAUGGCAGCAUUUUUGUUCCUGAAGAAUAGGUCUUUCUCUCUCCCUGCUCCAUUUUAAUAGGAGAUGCAGUUUCUCCCAUAACUGUUGUAUUGCACCAGUUUGCCAAUAUUUUGAAAAGUUACUUUUGUAUGAUCUUGCUCACUUCUGAUUUAUUUCAUCCACUUUUUCUUCUUCUAGUCAAAAAUGCCAAAGGAAAAACUGUUUUUUUAUUGAUAACAGAAGUUGAAAUUUUACAGAAAAGAUCAAUGAAAUUGUAAGGAAACUCUCCCAGUAAUGUAAUACAGUAAAAUAGCUGCAUCUGCAUUGUCAUUAACUUUUGUUUUGUCCUUCUAUGUCUGUUAUGUGAAGUAUUUGUAUUAAGCAAUGAUGCUGUGCAUUAUAUUGAUAUGAACUGCCAGAAAGAAAAUUAUUUACUACCAGUGAUCUGUGCUAUUUUUAAGAAAGCAUAUUGGAGUGGAGAGUACCUUCUAAUUGGGCUGCCUCAGAAAAAUGCAAGUAAAAAGACCGGAGAUCACUGCAAGCAGUGAGGUCUGUGUUGGCUGGGAUGGGGAAAGUUUGGUAAGAGAUGUUCAGAGGUAUCUGCUCCCUGACCACAGCACCUGCACUGGAAAAUGUUCUGCUAACACAGGUUACUUUAUGCUCUCCAUCUGAUGCAGUGCAGAGGAUGGGCUUUCAGCUGGCCACAUGCUAACAUAGGCUAGCAUUGAUCUUUACUGGGACACCAAGCACAACAAAAAUUGUGAUCAUGGUUCUCAGUUUAGAGCCCUUCAGCAGCUUCCCAAGCAUUCCAUUGAGUUGCUCAGAGCCCAGGUAUCUGCAGGCAGACCUCCUCAGGGAAAAUGUGCACCUGGGCAAAAGGUCCCAAGAUGAGGUGUGAUUUCAGUGUGCGCAUAGGAUGCUUUCUGACUCUGUAUGUCUCAUCUAUGAGCAGUCCAGGAGUGCUCAAACAAGGUGAAGUCAAUAAGGACAAGGUGACAUACACUGUCAAGUACAUGGGGCCCGUUGUUAAACCUCUCAGCCAACCAUAAGCACAUAUUUCAACACUGAGCUGUGUUGUGUCUGUUGACAGUCUGCAUCGGUUUUUGUUUAAUUUCCAUACGGCCAGAUUUUCUAUUUCUCAUUAUAAAUCAGAACAAUCUAUUGAAGGCUGUGUUUAAACUGGUGUUACAUAUGUAUUUCUCUAGGUGUGGAGAUCCAGAAUAAGAAUUUUGCCUCUUCUUAAAUCUUAAUUUAUUAUAAGCCUCAGUCAAAAGGAGAUAAGUCUUAAUGGGUGAAUGUUCUUAAAAAAUAAAAAUAAAAAGGGCCAGGUCAUGUUAUUCAUCUUCUAUGAGAAGAUGGAGAAAUCCACCAAAUCUUUCUAAUUUAUCUAAUGCUCAGUACCUAUAGAAGUAUGGACAGUACUUGUUGGCUUCUUGUUAUAUUUGUUAUAUGGAGAUGCUCAAUUUCUCUUUAAAAAGGCAGUGCCAUUAUUUUAUAUAUGCUGAUUCUUUUUAGGUUAUGUUGUGCAAAUAAUGCGUAAUUAAGUUUCAUUGUAGUUUCAAAACUAGAUGGCCAUUUCAUACAUGUAAUAUAGUGCAUAUUUUUAUUAAUCUUGGUUUUAUUAUUUCAGGGGUUGUUUGUUGCGUGUAUGUAUUUUUUUUAUAUAGAGCACUAGAUAUAUUUGCAUAUUUAUUUAAUAGAUUAAUCAAUGUUAAAGAACAUAUCAUCUCUAAAUUGUAAUUUAAAAAGUAUUACCAAAAAAUACCACAUGGAACUGUAAAAUAAGCUUCCAAAAAUAAAAUUGGUUCCAUGUUGAGGGUAAGUGAGGUCAAUGUGGCUAGUGGGAGAGGAGAAGCAUUUGGCAGUGUGGUCAUACAGAGCCACGGGCAGAUCUCCUGCUUGCAGAACUGGCUGUAGGCUGUGGGACCUCUCGUGCUCCACCAGCUUCCAGUGGGCCCCCAUCUCCAUGGGGUUAGCAACAAGCUCAGUUCCCUAGGAGCACAAAUCUUGGUCCAAGUUAAGGUCAACGCAGUAAGGUAGAAAUAACAUUUAAAGCAGGAAAUAUAUUUAAAAGAGAGGUGAUUGAUAUUUUUACAAGAAUGUAAUAUUUUCAUUGAACAAUCCUGGGUGAUGGUUUCACCUGUAUUUUCUUGAAGAUUCUGAAAGGAAUGUUUGAUUAAAGCAGAGAAAGGAUGUACA